AUGUCCCUCGACAGUUUACGGGAAACCUUACGCCAGGAGAAGACAAAUGAAGCCGCAUUCACAUCCGCGACGUUGGAGCGCCAUCUCCGGGCACUCUGGAAGGUCACGGGCUGCUGCAAUGCCGCUCUGAACGGCCACCAGCCCGUAGCAGACGACUUCGUCUAUGGCGAACCUGACGAAGAGGAACGUCGUUUUCUCGACCAAAACGACAUCUCACAAGGUCGACGCUUCAACGAUGCAACGCUGCCCUUCCCAGUGGCCGAUACUGACCAUCAGCCACCACUCCCUGCUACCCUACCCUUUCAGAAUCCAACCAAGACCUUCACCAAGCCGUCGCCAUCCCCCGUCGUCGGCACCCCAAGCCUCGAAGAGCAACUUCGUGCCGCCUCAGCUUCGCCGUCCGUUGCGACGCAAACCUUACCUUCAGUCGAAUCGUCAUUACAAAGCGACGUUAUCCACGUUGUCCCCCGCGUAAAGGCUGCCUCACAUGCUGCAUCGCCCACUACAGAAGAUGAGGUAGCAAACAAUGCCCAACCCGACGCGACCCUUGCUGUCCAGGCUCCAGGCAAUCAAGAACAUUCCCCUCGCGACAAAACUACGGUCGACCCAAGUGCUGUUGCAUCCCCGACGGCCGACGACACGAAUGCUGCUACCCUCCCCGACGGAUCUUCGUCGAGUGCCACCACGGACGCCAAACCGAAGCCACCACAAGUCGUUCAUCUACCACCAAAAGAAAUUCAAGAGGCCAGACUGCAGGAGACGGAGCGAAAAUUGGACAAAGCUGCCGAGAAGGAGCGAAGAGAAGAGGAACGGCUUACCAUCCCACCCACGAAUGCGCCCGUCGACGUUUCUUCCCCGUCAUCGACCGUCGGGCCCUACUCCCAAGCAACACCGCACGCGCAACACCAUUCGCCUGAUACCAGUCCUGAUUCGGAGACUUACAGGGAGCGCAACAACGUCCCGUUGCCAAACGACGAUGUCCUCGACCCCGCCGCGCAGCAAGUUAAAGAUGACCACGAGCGUGCUCUGCACAAACGAAUGAAAGAAGCAAGAGAGAACGCCCGAGCAAGAGAAGAUGACUCCCCUACACCAGACAUCGAGCAACAGAUCGAAGACGAACAGGCGAUACGGUUGGCGCGCGAUGGGAAGAGUCGUCUGAGCGAGUCCCAGCCCUCCGGGGACGUACAUUCGUUGACGGAGGGUGUGGACGGCGGUUACCGUGCGGCAAAAACAGAAGAAGAAGACUCGAUCGGAACAAAGACUGUUCAUGAUGUUGCCAUUGACUCUUUACCAACUCCAACGACCGUUGCCGCGGAGCCUUCGACUGUGGACCGCGACAAUGCCGACCAAGCCAUCGACCACCAACAGGCCUCUCCUACCGCCGACCAUCCCACACCUCCCGCUGACAUCGAUAUUGAAAUGCGCGACGUACCAUCCCUGGAUGCACAAACAACGACCUCGCCCCAACAUCCAACAUCCCGUCCCGGGCGUAUGACUACCCGCGUCGCCUCUGGAGCAAUACGACAGAAAUCUGUCUCUGAAAUUAUAGCUGAGAAGGCAGGACCGAAAGCCAUACCAACCCCCCGCUCAAGUAAUCAUUCGGCAUCUACAAGUCCUCCAAGACCAAGAACAGCUCGCAAUAAGUCACAAGAAGUCUCGACCGUCGUAUUCGCCAAGAAGACACCGACACGGGCAUCGAAAGCCCUGCAAUCGUACAACGAAGAUUAUGCGUCGCUCCAAGGUGCUUCGGAAGAUUCGAGCCGAGAUUAUCUAGAGGGUCUUUUCAAGUACCAGGCUCACCACCCGCCUAGGUCUGUACCUCUGCAGGAACUUGUAGCAUCUGCAAGGAAGACGGUGUCGACGGCUGGUACGCUUGCGAUGAUUCGUGAACAUCAAGACUACAAGAUUUUGAAGAGAGUGUACCAGUUGCAGAAUGCCAACCGAUGGUCCUUGAGGCAACUCCAGAAAGCCGUCGAACCUGAGCGUCCAUUUACCCACCAGGAUCAAGUGCUUCUCGACAUGAAGUGGAUGCACACAGACUUCAAGGAAGAGAGGAAAUGGAAGAAAGCACUUGCCGCUACUUUUGCGGAAUGGUGUGCCGAGUACGUGGCCAGUACACCUGAAGAACGAUCAACGCUACGGGUCAAUGCAUGCAUUCCAAAGUCGGCUAGGCGUGCGAGCAACGACGAGGAGAUGAAUGAUGCUCCUACGCCAGAGCUUGUCCACUCGAGUACGCACGAGACGGAGAGUGAGUCAUACGGUGAUGAGGACGAUGUACUUACUCCCGUCAACGCCAGCCCCCCUACAGGUCUAUUCUCACUAGGCUUCAACGACGUGGUCAUGAAGAUCGACCGCACACCUGCCAGUGAUACUAUGUUCCGGGAACUGCCUCUUUACGACCCGAUGUUCGAGGGCUCCAGCGACACCAACCCGUUCUCUCUCUCAGAGCCACCCAUCCUUCCCGUUUCCAAGUUCGUCACUGGAAAGCUGGUCUCGCAAAUACGAGGGCCACCCAAGAAGCGUAGCAGGUAUGACUAUGACUCUGAAGACGAGCCGUCUUCGCCGCCUAGUCGAUCUGGUACGUCAGCCGAACAUUCAAUGCCAUCCACACCAGGUCGACGCCUAUUCUGUCGCAACGACUUACCGCCGGAAAUGACCAAUGUCGCCUUGUUCAACGCGGAGAACAAGCAUGUUCGCGACCGACUUCAGGCUGCCCAUCAAUUCAGACCACCUACAGAGUUCAACAUGCCCACUAUUGCCUUCUUCGAAAACCGCACGCCCUCUCAGUGGCUGUGGGAAGAAGACCAAAAGCUACGGGCGUUGGUGAAAGAGUAUACAUUCAACUGGUCCCUGGUCUCUCAGCAGCUUUCGUUACCUUCGAUGUUCGUGUCCGGAUCCGGUCGACGAACGCCAUGGGAAUGCUUUGAACGCUGGGUGCAGCUUGAAGGUCUUCCGGCGGAGAUGUCCAAGACACAGUACUUCCGCACCUACCAAAGCCGACUGGAGCAAGCCAACAAGACCGUUUUCGCUCAGUUCCAGGCUCAACAGCAGCAGCAACAGCAACAAGGCCAGACCCCAGGUCAACCGCGCAGAAGACCCACGACUACGCCAAUACGAGUAGAAAGAAGGCGAGAAAACAGACAUCUCGCUAUCAUCGAUGGCAUGCGUAAGCUGGCCAGAAAGCGCGAGUCUGCUGCCCACAAGCAAGCGGAGUCUCAGAAAGCCGCUGCGCUUCGAAAAGCACAUGAGCCUGCGCCACCCAAACAGACAACCCUAACGCCACAAGAGUUUAGUCGUAUGAAGUGGGAACGCGAAGAGAAAAUGAAGCAAAGGCACAUUGCGCAGGAGAUGAUGGCUAGGGUAAGAAUCAUGUCCCUACACGAUGAGUACACCACUGACGGAGAACAGCAACAAAUGAUGGCGCGGCAGCAGGCCCAAAUACAGGUGCAACCAGGAAUGGCGAAUGGUGUGAACCAGAUGCAACGUAACGGGACACCCGGGGGCACAAACAAUGUUCCUCCGCAAAUGGCUAAUGCGUCUCUGCAACAGGGGCAGAAUGGCCCGGCAAUGGCGGCCCGCGCACACCAAUCUCAACAGGGAAUGCAAGCUAAUUUUGCUAACGGCAACAUGUCUGGCAUGUCGAUGGGCACACCGGGCGUUCCCCAAGCACAAAUGCAAGGCAACAUGCAGAACACCCAGCGUAUGGGACCGCCGGACCAGAUGCGCAUGGCCAUGCAAAGAGGCCAAUUUAACGCUACGCAACAACACCAGUUCCAACUCCAACAGCAACAGAUCAACAUGGCUAGCAAUCUCACCCAAGGGAUGGGAAUGAACGGUAUUCCUAAUGCGAACAUGAUGACACCCGUUUCCAAUCAGAACGGUGGAAUGAACGGGAACAUGAACAACUCCAUGAAUGGGAUGGCAAACACCGCUGGAUCCCCACGAAUGAGCCAGGGCAAUGGUAACAUGCAAACACCGUCCCGCCCCCUAUCGAGUGGGCACAUGCCUCAGCUCCUAGCUUUCCAGAACCAGAUCAAGGGACAACAUCCGGAAUGGACACCAGAACAAGUUUCGAAACAGGCCUCCGACCACCUCAACCGUUACCUGGCUAAGCAACGUACGCAGGCAUCAUUGAGUCAGCAGGCAAUGAGCGCAGCAGCUGGAUCGCCUGGCAUAUCUCCUUCUCCGCAAAUGGCGAAUAAUCAGUAUUUCCAGCAGAACGGUAGCAUGGCCAACGCUCCUCAAACAAACGCGGUACAGAAUUAUCAGGCCCAAUUGGUCCAACAACAACGGCUGAUGGCAAGACAGCAGGCUGGCAGUCCUGGAUUGAACGCCCGACCACCUAGUCGGAGCGCCACGCCUCAGAAUCCACAGAUGCAACAAAGUCCCGGUAUGCAGCAAGCACAGAUUAACCGGUCUUAA
This is a messenger RNA of Alternaria hordeiaustralica, 4422 nucleotides long. RefSeq lists its product as uncharacterized. The transcript has 3 exons. Lineage: Eukaryota; Fungi; Ascomycota; Dothideomycetes; Pleosporales; Pleosporaceae. Bases 1 to 4422 code for a protein of 1473 amino acids. The record is from RefSeq and is a predicted model, not a curated record.